Marmota flaviventris (yellow-bellied marmot) is the source of this 2112-nucleotide messenger RNA. Its product is annotated as zinc finger protein 709-like. The record is from RefSeq and is a predicted model, not a curated record. Gene Ontology annotation, molecular function: RNA polymerase II cis-regulatory region sequence-specific DNA binding; DNA-binding transcription factor activity. Lineage: Eukaryota; Metazoa; Chordata; Mammalia; Rodentia; Sciuridae. Gene Ontology annotation, biological process: regulation of transcription by RNA polymerase II.
GCGGGCCGAGGCGACCCCGGGAACCCCAGAAGGAGGGCAAUGGAGCCAGUGACCUUUGAGGAUGUGGCUGUGAACUUCACCCUGGAGGAGUGGGCUCUGCUGGUUCCUUCCCAGAAGAAGCUCUUCAGAGAUGUGAUGCAGGAAACCUUCUGGAACCUGACCACUAUAGGAAAACAAUGGAAAAAUCAGGCCAUCGAUGAUCACUACAAUUCCAAGGGAAAUCUAAGAAGUCAAGUGUUAGAGAGACUCUGUGAACAGAAAGAAGAUAGUCAAUGUGGAAAAAUCAUCAGCCAGAUCAUAAAUCCUCACAUAAACAAGAGAAGUUCUUCUGGAGUAAAACCUAGUGAACACCAUGUGUGUGGAGAUGUCCUCAAUGCUGAUCCAUCCCUAGCUGUGCCCCUGACAGCUCACACUGGACACAAAGCACAAGAAUAUCUGGAACAUGGAAAGAAGCCAUAUAAAUAUAAGGAACAUGGGAAAGCCUUACAUGAUCCCCAUCGUUUUCAGAAGCAUGAAAGAACUCACACAGGAGAGAAACCCCAUGUGUGUAAGCACUGUGGAAAAGCCUUUAGUUCUACCAGCUACAUUAAAAUCCAUGAACGAAUUCACAAUGGAGAGAAACCUUAUAUAUGUAAACAAUGUGGAAAAUCCUUUACUUUUAUCGGUUCUCUUCGUACGCACAAACAAAUUCACAGUGAAAAGAAACCUUAUAUAUGUAAGCAAUGUGGAAAAGGCUUUAGAACUUUCUUUUUCUUUAAAAUCCAUGAACGAAUUCACAGUGGAGAGAAACUGUAUGUGUGUAAGCAAUGUGGAAAAAGCUUUGGUUCCUCUAGUGACAUGAAAAGACAUGAACAGAUUCACAGUGGCAAGAAACCCCAUGUGUGUAAGCACUGUGGAAAAGCCUUUAGUUCUUCAAGCUACAUUAAAAUCCAUGAACGAAUUCACAGUGGAGAGAAACCUUAUAACUGCAAACAAUGUGGGAAAUCCUUUACUUUUCUCAAUUCUCUUCAAAUUCACAAACAAAUUCACAGUGGAAAGAAAUCCUAUGUAUGUAAGCAAUGUGGGAAAGGCUUUAGUACUUCCUUUUUCUUUAAAAUCCAUGAACGAAUUCACAGUGGAGAGAAACCCUAUGCAUGUAAGCAGUGUGGAAAGGCCUUUAUUUCUUCCAGGUACCUCAAAAGACAUGAACAAAUUCAUAGUGCAGUGAAGCCCUAUGCAUGUAAACAAUGUGGGAAAGCUUUCAGUCGUUCUGAUUCACUCAGAAUACAUGAAAAAAAACAUACUGGAGAAAAGCUCUAUGUAUGUAAACAAUGUGGAAAAGGCUUUAGUACUUCCAGCCACCUGAAAACACAUGAACAAAUUCACAAUGAAGAGAAACCCUAUACAUGUAAUGAAUGUGGGAAAGCGUUCAGUCAUUCUUAUUUAGUCAAAAGACAUGAAAUAAUGCACACUGGAGAGAAACCCUAGGUGUGUAAGCAAUGUGGAAAAGGCUUUAGUUCUUCUAGCCACAUGAAAACAUGAACGAAUUCAUAGUGGACAGAAACCUUAUAAAUGUAAACAGUGUGGGAAAUCCUUUCCUUUUCUCAGUUCCCUUCAAAUUCAUGAGCAAAUUCACAGUGGAAAGAAACCCUAUAUAUGUAGGCAAUGUGGAACAGGCUUUAAUUCUUCCAGCCACAUGAAAAAACAUGAACGAAUUCAUAGUGGUGAGAAACCUUAUGUGUGUAAGCAGUGUGGAAAAGGCUUUAGUUCUAGUUACAUAAAGACCCAUGAGCAAAUUCACAGUGGAGAGAAACCCUAUAUAUGUAAACAAUGUGGGAAAUCCUUCACUUUUGUCAGUGCCCUUCGAAUGCAUGAACAAAUGCAUAGUGGAAAGAAACCCUACAUAUGUAAGCAAUGUGGAAAAGCCUUUAGUUCUUCCUAUUACAUUAAAAUCCAUGAACAAAUUCACAGUGGAGAGAAACCAUAUACAUGUAAACAGUGUGGGAAAGUGUUUCAUUUCCCCCAAAUCCCUUCAAAUGCAUGAAAUAACACACAAUGGGGAGAAACCCUAUGUAUGUAAGCAAUGUGGAAAGGGCUUUAGUUCUUCCAGCUCCUGUAGAAAGCAUGAACGAA